GAAAUUGUGAAAAUUCUAAUCAAAUGGAAAUUUGAUGUACGGUUAAGAUUCAAUGAUUUGAUGAUCUUACUGUAGUGCCCAUGACUCUCGAUUCUACCAACCAAUGUUGCCGAUUGCCCGCGCAAUUUGAAAUCUUUUUCUCCACUUUUUGGUUGGAUUUCUCCACUUUUCUCCCCAACCAAAAAGUGGAGAAAAAGAUUGGCAUUUUUUAUAUCCGCACGAUCGAAGGAGAGAGAGAGAGACAUUGGGGCGUGUUUGGGUUGGUUGAUGAAGAGGAGAGGGGUGAAGAGGGGAAGUAAUAGGAGGAGAGACAGUGGGAAAAUGAAAGGGACAUUGGGGAGGCAUUUUCAGGUUGAGCUCCACCAUCACCAAUCAUCUUGCACCACCUCAUCCACUCUCUUCAGUCGGAACCUUCUAGAUUCCGAACCCGAUAACCCUGUCACUUCCGCUCUCGACCUCGACGCCGCCGAUGACAAAGAUUUCAUUCUCAGUCAAGAUUUCUUCUGCACUCCUGAUUAUAUCACCCCUGAUAAUCAGAACUUGAUGAACGGCUUUGAUUGCAACCAGGAAAAUAUUCCUUGCCCUAAUUCGCCGGAGAAGCUGAAUACACAAAGCAAGAGACCUCGACAAGAUGGUAUCUUGGUAAAUCCACUCAGUCCUACAUUAUCUGGCUCUCAAAAAAUAGUGGAACUUGCCAAAGACAACUUCGAUGUGGAUGAUGACAGCCUAGAAAAAACAGUCCUACCUGGAGUACAGAAGACCAAAAAUUAUGUUUCCCAAUCUGCUGUUGCUCUACGAUGUCGGGUUAUGCCACCUCCUUGCAUUAAAAACCCAUAUCUAAAGGAUGCUUUAGAAGUUUACUCAGAUCCUUUUGGAAAUCAAAGAUCAAAGUGCGAAGGUUUCUUCCCUGCAAUUAUUGGUGGAGCUGGCCUUUCGCGCUAUCGCACAGAUUUUCAUGAGAUUGAGCAAGUUGGUACUGGGAACUUCAGUCGUGUUUUCAAAGUUUUAAAGAGAAUUGAUGGUUGCUUUUAUGCUGUGAAACAUACUACACGGCAGUUGCAUCAAGAAACUGAGAGGAGGAAAGCCUUAAUGGAAGUUCAAGCUUUAGCUGCAUUAGGGUCUCAUGAAAACAUUGUUGGAUAUUACUCUUCUUGGUUUGAAAAUGAGCAACUCUAUAUUCAAAUGGAGCUCUGUGAUUACAGCUUGUCCAGAAAAACAUCUUCCCAGUUGUUCAAAGAAGGAGAAGUAUUGAGAGCCUUGCAUCAGAUUGCUAAGGCAUUGCAGUUUAUACAUGAAAGAGGAAUAGCUCAUUUGGAUAUAAAACCUGAUAAUAUAUAUGUCAAGAAUGGUGUUUAUAAGCUUGGUGAUUUUGGAUGUGCAACUCUCCUAAAUAAGAGCCUGCCAAUUGAAGAGGGUGAUGCUCGUUAUAUGCCUCAAGAAAUCCUAAAUGAGAACUAUGAUCAUCUUCAAAAGGUUGAUAUCUUCUCUUUGGGAGUUACUAUUUAUGAGUUCAUUAGGGGGUCACCUUUGCCAGAAUCAGGACCUCAGUUUCUUAGGGAAGGAAAGCUGCCACUGCUUCCUGGCCAUUCCCUACAAUUUCAAAAUUUACUCAAGGUCAUGGUGGAUCAGGAUCCAGUUCGACGGCCUUCUGCUAAGGAAUUAGUUGAAAAUCCAAUUUUUGACAAGGUUGAACUAAGGGAACUGUGAAACAAUUGAUUAAUUUAUGCACCAAAAUUUCUCCCCAUUCUGGUGCCCAUUUUGUAAAGUUGGUAUAAAGCCACGCUCAAGAUUUGUAGUAUUAUAUGACUAAAGCGAUCUCCUGCACCAGUUUUAUGCACCGAAUCAACUUUCUCUAAGUGAUGGUGCAAAUUUUGUAAGGUUCAAGGAAAGCAUAAGAAAUUCCAUGGUUCCUCUGAUA
This is a messenger RNA of Durio zibethinus, 1918 nucleotides long. The record is from RefSeq and is a predicted model, not a curated record. Lineage: Eukaryota; Viridiplantae; Streptophyta; Magnoliopsida; Malvales; Malvaceae.